AUGGGUCUGAGUCAUUCAUUACAAAUUCUGAAAAAAAAUGCACUGAAAGAAGUUGCUUCUUCGCCCGAUGAAGUAGCUGCUAAAUUUGCUUCUGAAGCCUUGACUGUCAUUGGCGAAGAGGUACUUUUUAUCGAGCCAAAUAUUAAUUCUGAAAUUUAG
Strongylus vulgaris is the source of this 159-nucleotide messenger RNA. Lineage: Eukaryota; Metazoa; Nematoda; Chromadorea; Rhabditida; Strongylidae. The record is from the annotation of a GenBank genome assembly.